AUGCUCGGUUCGGCUUUCUCGUUACUGAGCGCCCUGGCCGCGGUGGCGGUGGCACCCGCCGCAUUGGCCUACACCGUUCAUGAAGUCUCCGUUGGAGGUCUUCAGGCAGACGGUGUCACGCCGAUGCUCGCAUUCUCGCCUCCCUACCUGAACGCAACACCCGGGGAUGUCGUUCGCUUCACUUUCCAUGUGAAGAACCAUACCGUCACCGAGUCUUCGUUCGACGCACCUUGUUCGAAGCUGACCGAUGCUUCAGGCUCAUUUGUUGGCUUCGACUCUGGCUUCAUGCCCAUCGACCCGUCGGCCACGACCGCGACCACCUUCAACAUCACCGUGAACACCACUGCCCCCAUCUGGGGCUACUGUCGUCAAUCCGGCGCCGCACCCGGUGCACCAACGCACUGUCAGUCCGGCAUGGUCUUCGGAAUCAACCCUCCCCCCACCGGCGAGAAGACCUUCUUCAACUACCAGACGCUGGCGAAGUUCUCGACGACGCAGGGUGUGAUGCCUGGGGAGCCGAAGGUGCAUGAUGUCGUUGUGGGUGGGUUGAAGGAAGACGGGGUGACGCCGAAUUUGGCGUAUAUUCCGAAUAAUAUUACGGCGAAGGUGGGGGAGAAGGUUAGGUUCCAUUUCCAGGUGAAAAACCAUACGGUCACAGAGUCGUCCUUCGAGGCUCCUUGUUCCAAGCUCGUAGACGCUUAUGGCACCCCUUCCGGGUUCGACUCAGGAUUCACCCCCGUCAACGCUACCAACCUCACUGCCACCAGCAGCCCCACCUUCGAAAUCACCGUCAACUCCACCACCCCCAUCUGGGGCUACUGUCGUCAGACCGGCGCCGCACCCGGAGCACCCACUCACUGUCAAUCCGGAAUGACCUUCGCCAUCAACUCGCCCGAGUCCGGAGUGAAGACGUUCGCGAACUAUCAGACGCUUGCGCGAUUCUCGACGACGCAGGCGGCACAGGCUACGGGCGAGAAGGUGCAUGAUGUUGUUGUGGGGGGCUUGCAAGGGGAUGGGGUUACGCCGAAUUUGGUUUAUAUUCCGAAUAAUAUUACGGCGAAGGAGGGGGAGAAGGUCGUUUUUCAUUUCUCUGUGAAUAACCAUACGGUCACGCAAUCUUCCUUCGCCUCUCCUUGCUCCAAACUCGUCAACUCCUACAAUCAGCCCAGCGGCUUUGAUUCUGGCUUCACCCCCGUCAGCAAUGCCUCCCUCCUCGAAUCCGAGUCCCCCACCUUCACCGUCACAGUGAACGACUCGACAACCCCCAUCUGGGCCUACUGUCGUCAACUCGGCAAAACCCCCGAUGCACCGACGCACUGUCAAUCCGGGAUGGUACUGGGGAUCAACGCGCCCAUCACUGGAAACACCCUGGACGCGUUCAUCGCGAACGCUAGAGCCUCGACGAGCCAGACGGGCAUGAGCGCGUCGUUCCCCGAGUCUGGGUCGACUGCUAGCGCUGCGGGGACGUCGACGUAUACCAGUUCGGCGUGGUAUGCGUCUUCGAGCUCCAGCAGUGAUUAUGGUUAUGGAUCGAGUAAAGGUGUCUCGGGCGAUAGUCUUUCCAAUGCUAUUUCGGACUCUGACGCAUCGCCCGACUCGUCGAUCAACAAGCUCCUGAACUACGUCCCCGCGAUCCUCGGUCUCCUCUCCGGUGCCGUCCUCCUCCUGCUCGUCCUGCUCGUACUUGCGAUAGUGAUGAUCAGGCAUCAUGGGUGGAAGGGCGUGGCUGGAGUCGGUGCGACAAGGACUCUGGCGCCGAGUUAUCGGCCGAUACAGUUGGAUGGGCCGGGGGGUUCUGGAAUGAAGGGAGCGGAGAUGGAGAGGUAUCAUGAUAGUGAGGGGUUGUAUGCGGAGGGACCGGUUCAUUGAGCGGGUGAUAUGUCUUUUCGUGUUCUGUUUUGUUGUCUGGAGUUAUGUUGUCGGGAUCUUUCGGUCUCUGAUUCGUGUGGGUGGACUUUGACGGUGCUUCGUUUUGUUAUCGACGUUAUUACUAAGUUUUCUACGAUACAGGGUUUACUUUUACUUUGGUGACCACGAUCUUUUACUUACAUGGACUAUUACUUAUGG
Molecule: messenger RNA, 2067 nt
Organism: Stereum hirsutum FP-91666 SS1
Lineage: Eukaryota; Fungi; Basidiomycota; Agaricomycetes; Russulales; Stereaceae
Exons: 7
Coding region: 1-1869 (622 amino acids)
Source: RefSeq, a predicted model, not a curated record